This is a messenger RNA of Neltuma alba, 444 nucleotides long. Its product is annotated as cytochrome b561 and DOMON domain-containing protein At5g47530-like. Bases 1 to 444 code for a protein of 147 amino acids. Lineage: Eukaryota; Viridiplantae; Streptophyta; Magnoliopsida; Fabales; Fabaceae. The record is from RefSeq and is a predicted model, not a curated record. The transcript has 2 exons.
AUGCUGCCAACAGGAGCCAUAAUAGCAAGAUACUUGCAAGUGUUCAAAUCAGCAGACUCUGCUUGGUUUUACCUUCACAUCAUUUGCCAAACCUCUGCCUACAUCGUCGGUGUUGGUGGCUGGGCCUAUGGUCUCAAACUCGGCCAUGACUCUGUUGCUGUUGAGUAUGACACCCAUAGAGCUGUUGGCAUCACCAUCUUCUGCCUUGGAACUCUUCAGGUGUUUGCUCUGUUUUUGAGGCCAAAAAAGGAUCAUAAAUAUAGAAUCUUCUGGAAUUUCUACCACUACUUGGUGGGAUAUGCCACAAUAAUCCUGUGCGUCUCACCCCCUCCUAGUUGGCUCUAUUUGACCCUGCGUCUCUCACCUUCUCCUUCCUUUCCCCUUCUCCUUUUUUGUGCUUUCAUCCGCCUUACAUAUAGUCUCUCCUCCUUCUCUGUUCUGUAA